Molecule: messenger RNA, 709 nt
Organism: Dalotia coriaria
Lineage: Eukaryota; Metazoa; Arthropoda; Insecta; Coleoptera; Staphylinidae
Product: CRISP/Allergen/PR-1-like
Exons: 4
Coding region: 43-639 (198 amino acids)
Cellular component (GO): extracellular region
Source: RefSeq, a predicted model, not a curated record
GAUUUUUAACUGUUGCAGAAUAGUUGUUGCAAAGAAUUCACCAUGAAUGUUCAGUUUAAGUUAGUAUUAGGGUUACUCUCGGCUCUAGUUUUCGCUGAUGGAUAUAAAUGUCCAAAUGGUGCAGAUAUUUACAACAUAGGAAUGAAUAAUUGGGAUAAUCAAGCAGCAGUUAAUGAGCACAAUCGCUAUCGCAAAAUGAUCUUAAACGGCAGAGUAAAUGGCCAGCCACGUGGCAAAAACAUCCCCAUGCUGACCCAUGACAAUAACCUCGCCUAUGGCGCUCAAGAAGUAGUCAAAUCCUGCGAAUUAAGACACAAAGAACAACAGGAUAGACGCUUUAGUAUUGGUGUUGGCCAAAACUUGUACAUUUCUUGGUCAUCUGUGCAGAAUACAACGAUGGAUUGGCAUGAAGCAGUGAAGAGUUGGUUUGAUGAACAUAGAAACUAUAGAUAUUCAAAUGCAUCUGGAAAUGCUCUACAUUACAGUCAACUUGUUUGGGCAAAAACUAAAGUAGUUGGAUGCAGUUUCAGCGCGUAUUAUGAUUGGCAAACACCGCAGUUGCCUUAUGCGAGGUUGUAUGCUUGUAACUACGGUCCUGCUGGCAACGUGCACGGCGAGACUCCUUAUGAAAGAGCAUAGGUCAAAUUGCAUUCAAUUUAUUUGUGACAUGUUUUCCAGUAAUAAUAAAUAUUAAAUUAAAUAAAUAAAA